Mollisia scopiformis is the source of this 714-nucleotide messenger RNA. RefSeq lists its product as uncharacterized. The coding region runs from base 1 to 714 and encodes 237 amino acids. The record is from RefSeq and is a predicted model, not a curated record. Gene Ontology annotation, cellular component: membrane; endomembrane system. NCBI's taxonomy places the organism in Eukaryota, Fungi, Ascomycota, Leotiomycetes, Helotiales, Mollisiaceae. The transcript is spliced from 2 exons.
AUGACAACGCCCACCCAGUACACGUUCACCUCCUCGAGGUCGCUGAGAGCCCUCUCUUUCAGUAUCCACGUGACUGGCCUCAUGUUUUUUGCUGCCUCUUUUUGGUGGCUCCCAAACAUCACGAACCCUCUGCACAAUGGAUUUGGGGGCUCUUACCAGUUCUUAACCAUCAUUGCCCUCACCAUAUCAACGAUCACAUUUGGAGUCGGCUUCUUGGCUAACUUGAGUCUCUUUGCCGAUCUUUCUCUCGGCCAACAGCUCUUUGCAGUCAAGAACUGGCUCUCAAUAUGUGCAACUCCUCUUGAGGUUCUUGUCACUAUCCUAUACUGGACUCUUCGCACCAUUGACAAGAAGCUUGUGGUUCCUCCUGACCAUGAAGUCCCGUUCAUUCCAGACUUUGGUUUCCAUGCUAUUCCCGCUCUCAUGCUGACUCUGGACUUGAUGGCCUUGAGUCCUCCGUGGUCAAUGAAAAUCUUGAACGUGGUGUUGCUUGAUUUGGUUCUGACUUUUUCGUAUUGGAGCUGGAUUGAGUAUUGUUUUUCUGUAAAUGGAUGGUACCCUUACCCGCUCCUGGGGUCACUUUCCGUCUCGCAAAAGCUGCUUCUUUCCAUUGUCUCAGCUGCCCUGAUGACGGGUAGUACCAUGGUGUUGGAGUCGGUGCAUGAACGAGUUGAUCAAUUGAUUUGGAGAAACACUGACAUCAAGAGCAAUUGA